Cadophora gregata is the source of this 660-nucleotide messenger RNA. RefSeq lists its product as uncharacterized. The coding region runs from base 1 to 660 and encodes 219 amino acids. Gene Ontology annotation, molecular function: acyltransferase activity, transferring groups other than amino-acyl groups. The record is from RefSeq and is a predicted model, not a curated record. NCBI's taxonomy places the organism in Eukaryota, Fungi, Ascomycota, Leotiomycetes, Helotiales, Ploettnerulaceae. The transcript has 2 exons.
AUGCCGCCCGCAAACAUCACGCUCCAACUCGCAAGCCAGGACGAUGCACCUGCCCUCGCAUCGGUGAUGACAGCUGCGUUCUCUGCAACCGAUGCAGCAUAUCCUUUGAUCUGGGGUUCAGCACCAGAUGAGACGCAUGACAUGAUGGCCGUGAUGGGAUUGUUUAGUCCCGUGCAAAAGCCAGAUCGCGUGACGUACAAAGCUGUUGACGAGGAAGCGGAGAAGGUUGUUGGGUUCGCGACUUGGGGAUUGCCGAAGGGCAAAGAAGGGAAAUCGAAGAACGAUGAGGGUGGGCUUCCGCCCAUACCGGGUGUCAACGUGGAGUUGUGGAUGGAUAAGGUGAGGAGUACGAGGAUUUAUUCAGCUAGAGAUGUGGAUGUUGAGAAGGAUAUGGAUUUGAGCUUCUGUUUCGUGUCUCCCGAAUACCAGCGGCAAGGCAUUGCAUCGUCGCUGCUGAGCUUAGGUUUACAAGAAGCAGAUGCAAGAAAAGCUAGGUUCUGGUGUACGAGUACCCCGCAGGCUGUUCCUGUCUAUGAGAAGAAUGGAUGGAAAGUCGUAGAGACGCAUGAUGUUGACUUGGGAAAGUAUGGGGGCGCUGGUGUUUACACUCGGUCUUGGAUGGUGAGAGAGCCAAAGAGCACGCCAAAGAGCACUGACUAG